AUGCCAAACACAUUCCACAUCCGUCCAGCCUCCAACGACCGUGAAGACGGCAGGCGGAUCCUCGAAUUCGUUGAUUCUCAGCUUCCCUACCUACAAAGCCUGGGCAGUGAAGCGCAAUGGGGUCUCGAACCGUUCGGCGACGAUGAACGAACGCAAGAAGGCUAUAAAGACAUUAUUACGAACAGCGAGGAGACCGAGAAAGGCAAGCCUUGGGACCGCGACUCAACCAAAGCCUUCAUUGCCGAAAUCGAAAUCCCAUGCAAGAAAAUCACUCCCCAGCUCGAGAAGCUCCUGUCACCUCAAGACCCGGCUGGAUCGGAUGGCGCCGUCCGACUGCGGGUGGCCUCCAUGUUCAUCGACGGUCGUUCUGUCGGAUAA
Molecule: messenger RNA, 378 nt
Organism: Zasmidium cellare ATCC 36951
Lineage: Eukaryota; Fungi; Ascomycota; Dothideomycetes; Mycosphaerellales; Mycosphaerellaceae
Exons: 1
Coding region: 1-378 (125 amino acids)
Source: RefSeq, a predicted model, not a curated record